AUAUUCAACCCGUGCGUUCACGUCUCGUGAGCCGUUUCUAUGGCUUCAGCAGCGUGGAUUGACCGCGGACGGGGAGCUCUCACAGCUGUGAGGACCGCGUCCACGUCCAGAUUCAAAUCCGGUGUGUGCACUUUAAAAACGCAGUACGACGCCCUGGUGAUCGGAGGAGGACACAAUGGACUGGUGGCGGCAGCCUAUCUUCAGAAGGGAGGACUGAAGACAGCAGUAUUGGAGCGUAGACAUGUUCUUGGAGGAGCAGCUGUUUCUGAGGAGAUAUUCCCUGGAUUCCGCUUCUCCAGAUGUUCGUACUUGCUCAGUUUAUUACAACCACACAUAUACAAAGACUUGGAGCUCAAGAAACAUGGGCUGAAGGUGUACAAGAGGAACCCUCAUGCAUUUACCCCUAUGCUUGAGGAUGGCGUGAAAGAUACCCCACCCCGGUCUCUCACACUGGGCUCAGAUGUGGCCAUGAACCAGAUGGAGAUUGGCAAGUUCUCAAAGAAUGAUGCCAAGGUAUAUCCAGACUUCAUUGCACAUCUUGACAAGUUGGCAGGAGCUGUUCAUCCACUCCUGAAUGCUCCUCCUGUUGACAUCCCUGGUAUCACUGCCAGGUCAUUGAAGAAGAGGCUUACUGCAACCAAAACACUCAUGCCUGUUGUCAGAUGUGGUCUUAAAUUGGGCCAAAACAUUCCACAUUUUUACCAGAUUAUCACUGCACCUGCAACAAAGAUCCUUAAUCAGUGGUUUACAUCAGAGCCACUAAAAGCGACUCUUGCUACCGAUGCUGUGAUAGGAGCCAUGACCAGUCCGAAUAAUCCUGGUAGUGGGUACGUGCUGUUGCACCAUGUGAUGGGAGAGCUGGAGCAGGAGAAGGGAGCAUGGGGUUAUGUGGAGGGAGGCAUGGGCAGCCUGUCACAGGCUAUUGCUAGCUCUGCUUGGGCCUACGGUGCUGACAUUUUCACUGAAAAGGAUGUGGAUCAGGUCCUAGUUGGCCCAGAUGGUACAGCCAAGGGAGUGGUGUUGAAAGGUGGUACAGAGAUCCACAGCAAAGUUGUCCUAUCAAAUGCUACCCCAUAUGUCACGUUCAAGAACCUCACACCACAGAGUGCUCUACUUCCAGAAUUCAUCAGAGCUGUUGAUCAGAUUGAUUAUACCUCACCAGUCACCAAGAUCAAUGUGGCGGUGGACAAACUGCCAAACUUCCUAGCUUGUCCCACACCAGAUGGCAAACCCGGACCCCACCAUCAGUGCUCCAUUCACCUCAACUGUGAGAGUUUGGAGGUGCUGGACACAGCAUACAAAGAGGCCGUGAAUGGACGUCCAUCAUCGAGACCCAUGCUGGAGAUGACCAUUCCCUCAGUAUUGGAUCCUACUCUGGCUCCCCCUGGCUGCCAUGUCAUUUCACUGUUCACCCAGUUUACCCCCUACCACAUAGAAGGGAGAGAGUGGACUGACCAGGACAGAGAUGCUUUCGCAGACACCGUGUUUGACUGGGUGGAGCGAUACGCCCCUGGGUUCAGAGGUUCUGUCGUGGGCAGAGACAUCCUGACUCCACCUGACCUGGAAAGGAUUUUUGGGCUCACCGGAGGCAACAUCUUUCAUGGAUCAAUGUCACUGGAUCAGCUUUACCUUGCACGACCUUUGCCUUCUCUCUCAGACUACCGUUCACCAAUUAAAGGGUUGUACCUGUGUGGCAGCGGCAGCCAUCCAGGUGGUGGUGUGAUGGGGUCUCCUGGCUGCAACGCUGCUCUCACCGUCAUGGCUGAUCUGAAAUCUCACUGAGACGUCUCUCAAGAUUAGAAUAGAAUAGAAUAGAAUGCCUUUUAUUGUCAUUAUACGAUGUACAACGAGAUUAAAAGCCAACUCCAAAAUCAGUGCAGGCAAGUGAGAAGAAAAGCAGUGAUAUCAAAUAAUAUGUAUCAAAAAAUAUAUAUACAGUGUAAACAUUAGAAGGUAAGGUGCACGGUCCUGGAUGGUAUGUACAUUGCAGAAUAAGUUUGUUAUUAUAUACAUUAUUAAAAAUUAUAAAUAUUGCACAUUAUGGGAUGGAAUGUUGCACAUUAUCGUCGAUGUAUGCGGGAAUUCAGGAUGGUUACUGCUUUGGGAAAGAAACUGUUUUUGAGUCUGUUUGUUCUGGUCUUAGUACACCUGUAGCGCUUACCUGAGGGCAUCAGGUCAAACAGUUCAAAGCCAGGGUGGGAGGUGUUCUUAGUGAUGUUUAGGGCUCUGCUAAGGCAGCGGGAGCUGUAAAUGUCCAUCAGGGAGGGGAGAGAGCAGCCACUGAUCUUUUGGGCUGUCUUUAUGACUUUCUGUUCAGUAUCAUUCUUUGUACUGUUCCUGUGUAAAGAAUAAAUGAAAAUCUAUGCUAUUUUGCUCAUAAUUAGCUUUGCAUGCUAACAUUGCUAAAAGUUACCAAACUGAAUAAAAAGUUUUGUGUUCAUUAUUUUCAAAAAGUAGCAAACGUUUAGCAGUAUGCACACCAUGCCGGCUUAAAUGAAGUAGGUGCUGCAUGGAAUGAAUGAAGUUGAAUAGUGUGUAUACUUGUUCCAUAAUGUGUUUAAGGGUUUUAUCAUGAUGUCAAAUGAGUGAAAAUGUGUAUGCCUAUGCUUUGAUGGGUGUUCAGUUG
Thalassophryne amazonica is the source of this 2626-nucleotide messenger RNA. RefSeq names its product pyridine nucleotide-disulphide oxidoreductase domain 2 (gene pyroxd2). The transcript is spliced from 16 exons. Gene Ontology annotation, molecular function: oxidoreductase activity. NCBI's taxonomy places the organism in Eukaryota, Metazoa, Chordata, Actinopteri, Batrachoidiformes, Batrachoididae. Bases 40 to 1782 code for a protein of 580 amino acids. The record is from RefSeq and is a predicted model, not a curated record.